Messenger RNA from Sycon ciliatum, 2676 nucleotides. RefSeq names its product sodium/hydrogen exchanger 8-like. Gene Ontology annotation, molecular function: potassium:proton antiporter activity; sodium:proton antiporter activity. The record is from RefSeq and is a predicted model, not a curated record. Lineage: Eukaryota; Metazoa; Porifera; Calcarea; Leucosolenida; Sycettidae. Gene Ontology annotation, cellular component: plasma membrane. Gene Ontology annotation, biological process: regulation of intracellular pH; potassium ion transmembrane transport; sodium ion import across plasma membrane. The transcript is spliced from 19 exons. Bases 160 to 2091 code for a protein of 643 amino acids.
UUUGAGUUGUUGUUUACCUUGGCUUUGUCCACACACAAAAGAAUAUCUCCAGUUUACAAGUAGUUUCGUCUUCAGGAACAGUACUAGUAGUUUACCCGGAUGAAAGAGGAAUAGUGCUAGUAGUAAAAUGCUCCUUUCUUGUAUUUUAUCAUAGUUCAGAUGGCGGUGUGCUGGAAAAUUGUAUCUCUGGUGGUCCUAGCAAGUUUUUUCUGUUCUUCGAUUGGACAAAACAACAAUGACAAUGUGGAUGUCACUAGCGCAAUUAAUACGACCGUGCGGCCGACGGUAUCCACCACCCCUGCUGCAGAGAAGCCAGUUGCCUGCCCCACUGAGCCGGAGAAGCACGAUGAGGAACAGCAAGCUAGUUUGCACAUUUUCUUUCUGCUAAUCAUUCUUAUGUUUUCAAUCUUCAUGACACACAUACUGAUCAAGUUCAAAUUUCACUAUCUGCCGGAGAGUGUCGCUGUAGUUGUCAUCGGUGCCAUGAUCGGCUUGGUGAUGAACAAGACCGGCAAGAACUUUGAGGAUUUGGAGCAGUUUCAGCCGCAGACUUUCUUCAUUGUUCUUUUGCCACCCAUCAUAUUUGAGUCAGGAUAUUCUCUUCACAAGGGUAACUUCUUCCAAAAUCUGGGUUCCAUCUUGGUGUUUGCUGUCAUCGGCACUGCAAUAUCUGCGGUGGUAGUGGGAGGUGGCAUGUAUGGCUUGGGCCAGGUUGGCCUUGUGUACCAGUUCACUGCAAUUGAAUGCUUUGCUUUUGGUUCUCUGAUAUCUGCUGUGGAUCCUGUGGCCACACUUGCCAUUUUCCAUGCGCUGGACGUCAAUCCAACACUCAAUAUGUUGGUGUUUGGAGAGAGUGUGCUGAAUGACGCGGUGUCUAUUGUCAUGACUAGGACUAUUCUUAGUCUCACCACUCAGGAAUCAGGUGGAGCAGCGUCCGUGUUUAGCGCCAUCUGGAGUUUCAUAGCCAUGUUCACCGCAUCAGCAGCCAUUGGAGUGAUCUUUGCUCUUGCGAGUGCAUUCUGCUUGAAACAUGUCAACCUGCGCAGCACGCCGGCGCUGGAGUUCAGCAUGCUGCUCAUCUUCACCUACAUGCCGUAUGGACUGGCAGAGGCGUGCAAGCUCUCUGGCAUCAUGUCGGUGUUGUUCUGUGGCAUUGUGAUGUCGCACUACACUCACUUCAACCUGUCACCGGUCUGCCAGGUCAAUGUACAGCAGGCAUUCCGCAGUAUAGCUUUCAUGGCUGAAACUUGUGUCUUUGCGUACCUGGGCAUGGCUAUUUUCAGCUUCAAACAUACCUUCCAUGCGCCCUUGAUAAUUUGGAUAAUUUUUCUGUGCUUUGUUGGUCGAGCACUGAACAUCUUCCCUCUAUCAGCUUUAGCUAACCUCUUCCGACAGGUUACUAUUGAUCGCAAGAUGCAGUGUAUUAUGUGGUUUAGUGGUCUUCGCGGCGCCAUUGCCUUUGCCCUGGCAUUGACUCUCGAUUUCUCAGAGGAGAAGCGCAGUGUGCUCGUUUCUACCACGCUGGUCAUUGUACUCUUCACUAUUUUAUUCCUAGGAAGUAGUACAUUACCGUUAGUAAAGUACUUGCACGGCAUAGGCAAUACGUACACUGCACCUCAGCUAAGAAAUGGCAAUGGCAAUGCUGGUGGUGCUGGUGCUGGUGGUGGUGGCUUUGACAACACCAACAGCCAGUUCAGUAGCAGUGGCAGCAGUUAUUCAUCUUACCGUCCAAGAGGACCGGGUUGUGCACACGUAAUCGCUAAGUUCUUGAAUGCCAACACGGAUUCAUUAGAUGACAAAUUCACCAUGAGUAAAACGGAAGACCAGCGAGAAGCAGUGGACGCUGAACACUUUGAGGAGAACAUCCCUUCAAUCAGCAUGCGUGGCUUCUCACAGUUCGACAUCAAGUACCUCAUUCCCUUCUUCAGACGGAAAUUUACACCAGCGGAAAUGCUUGCUGGCCGUCACGAGAUGCAAGCGUUGACCGAGAAAUGGUACACCGGCCUUACAGGCCACUCGGAAAUGGGCUCUCUCGAGGAGCACCAAGACCUCACUGCUCCCGAUCCUGUCCAUGACGAGACAUCAUUAUAGCCUGUGUGUGCGUCGUCCCCUCCCCUCCAACACACUAUAAUACCCCAUAAUACCCCAUAUGUCCACACGUACACACACUCACGCAUGCAGGCACUCACUCACAGCAGACACAUACAUACUAAAGCUCUCCCCCUACUCCCCCCGUCCUGUGUCUAGGCAACCUAGCAAGCUCUGCGAGUCUAUUUAUUACCGGUUAAAAAAGGUUCAUCUGAAAACAUUGCAUGCAUGUCAUGAAGCAGAUACUCUCUGGCUGGCCUAACUCCUAUCGUUCAUACAUACUAGAUUCCUAUAGCAGUGGCUGCUGACGCAGCAGCAUACUGAUACUGAUACAGCAUACUGAUCAUUACUGAUCAUGAUGUAUUUUCACACACUUUUGGGUCAUGAUGGCCAUGUUGUUUUCAUAGUGAUUUCCAUAUCGACAGGGCUUGUGUGCCUGUGCGCCAUAUAUAAGUGAGGUUUUGUUGACUUCUUUAUUGAUGUUGAGCAUCCGAAAUUUUUAACACCAUGUACAUAAUAAUCAGCUUUUACCCUGUGAGUUGCUGCAGUUAAGGUAGCUCAUGCCGAAAUACCUUUUCCGAAAAUUCA